This is a messenger RNA of Racocetra fulgida, 270 nucleotides long. The record is from the annotation of a GenBank genome assembly. NCBI's taxonomy places the organism in Eukaryota, Fungi, Glomeromycota, Glomeromycetes, Diversisporales, Gigasporaceae.
GUUUUUGAAAAAAUUUUAUUAGUUGAAGAAUUUUCAGACCUAAAUGAUCUAAAACUAAAUCAAUUUGACUGGAAAUCUCUUGAAAAUAUUGCAGUAUUUUUAAAAUGUUUUGCUAAACUUUCUACUGAAAUGUGUUCUUCUUCAUACCCAACAAUUAGUGCAGUAUAUCCUAUGUAUAAUUAUCUUAUAGAUCAUUGUGAAAAAAGAAUGAAUGAUCAAACCUCUGAUAAAAUAUCAAACGCAGCAAAAGUAGCAUGGGACAAGCUUUGA